CACACUUCAGAUCAAGAUAGGUCUCCGAGUGGAUAAAACAAAGAGGAGGACAAGCUUCUUUGGAACAAACUUCAAACAAACCAACUAUUUUUGUGCAUUUUUUCUCUCUUACGGAUCAUACAACAAGCCAAAUUUGCAAACAUGCCCGUGUCAAGGAUGAGAAUGAGGCCAUGGCUGGAGAAGAUGAUCGAGUCUAAAUCUAUCGCCGGUCUAACAUGGGUGGACAAGGAAAAGAUGAUGUUCUCCAUUCCCUGGAAGCAUGCAGCUCGACAUGGAUGGGAGCUGGACAAGGACGCAUGUCUGUUCAAAAUGUGGGCCAUCCACACAGGGAAAUUUGUGGAAGGUCAGAUCUGUGACCCGAAGACAUGGAAAGCCAACUUCCGCUGUGCAAUGAACUCACUGCCUGACAUUGAGGAGGUUAAAAACAAGAGUAUCAACAAAGGCCACCAAGCAAUGCGCGUUUUCAGGAUGUUGCCUGCCACGCCAAAAUCUAGAGAUAAACGAAGCAAGGCAAAGGAAGCAAAGCUGAGGAAGAAGAGCUCAAUUGUCAAGAUGGAGGAAGACACGGACUACAGCGAUACUCAGUCUCCUAUCAAUAACUCAACACAGGAAGACAGUAUGUCCACUCAGGAGAACACGGUCGACAGCACUGUGAACGCAGAGAAGGAAGAUUUUUCAUUUGUAGCUCCAUCUGAAGUUCCUGACUGGUCUUUGUCAGUUGAGAUCGGGCCUGAGGCCUUACCGUACACCUUCAACCACAGAUUUGAAGUUUCACCUGAACAUAACAUCGAAUAUGACCACACAGACGACAUUGUCCGGAUCUGCCAAGAACUGGAAAGAGAAGUAAAUUGGAUGUCAAGCACUUUAGACGGCAGGGGGUUACUGAGCAAUGAAGCAUGCACCAGUCCACGGAGUGAGUGGAGUGAAUCUUCCUCAGGAGACGACCUAGACGACUUUCCACGUUACACAACUUUGGGCUCAGACACAAAUUUCUCAGGUGAACUCUGGAACAGCUUUUAUCAUCAGAUCGACAGCCUCUGAGGACGUCAGGACAUAACAGAACAAUGUUUUGACAUUUUGGACCAGUCUGUGAUAGGUGGUGUCCACACCUUAAGCUAGAACAUCCCCACCCCCGCCCCAUAUGUGCCAUGUGUUUGAUGCCCAGUAGCAAGUUUGGAGACCUGUCCACAUCUCCCUCAAUCUUUCUGUGAAGUUAUGAAGUGACUCAAACUCACAUGCUGUUCAUCCUCUAUACUUUUGGCUGGUUCAAGGCAUUUUGAUGCUCAGUUUUUGGUGUUUUUUGUCACCUUCUCUACAUGUAUAUUGUCAUACUCCAUAUUCCAUAUGAGGUUGCCAACGCUUACUUCAUAAUGCAAAUAGAAUCAUAUUCAGUGCACUUAACAUUUGACUAAUAGUUAAUGUACAGUUUCAAGUAAUUAUUACAUACAUUUUUUCCGUUAUUUUAUUUCCGUGAAUUUUAGUUUAAGGGAUAGGAAUACAUUUUAACAAACCUCCUUACUUAGUUCUGGUGAAAGCCUUACAUCAAAUAUAUUGUCUUUUCUCUUUUUUGCUAUUGUAAAUAAUUCCUGUAAAUAGUUUCUCUCUCUAAAGUGUUUAUGUGUGUGUGUUUUUUAUAAAAUAAAAAAUCUGAAUGUGAA
Molecule: messenger RNA, 1658 nt
Organism: Larimichthys crocea (large yellow croaker)
Lineage: Eukaryota; Metazoa; Chordata; Actinopteri; Sciaenidae
Gene: irf1b
Product: interferon regulatory factor 1b
Biological process (GO): immune system process; regulation of transcription by RNA polymerase II
Cellular component (GO): nucleus
Molecular function (GO): DNA-binding transcription factor activity, RNA polymerase II-specific; RNA polymerase II cis-regulatory region sequence-specific DNA binding
Source: RefSeq, marked provisional